Molecule: messenger RNA, 1078 nt
Organism: Kockovaella imperatae
Lineage: Eukaryota; Fungi; Basidiomycota; Tremellomycetes; Tremellales; Cuniculitremaceae
Exons: 5
Coding region: 335-1009 (224 amino acids)
Source: RefSeq, a predicted model, not a curated record
GACAGAUUGGCUUCCUUUGAUCUGCCUGUCACAAGGGGGUUCAGUACUGAGGUGGUCGGUCAAACCAUUCGAGUUGUUGUCCCUCGAAUGCCACAGGAUCUUGUUGGAUCGUAUGUUUCAGACGACUGCCAUGGUUGGUCCCUUGUUUGAGCACUUGGGCCAAAGCAACAUCAAUGGAGUCUCUCGACACCUUUCAGCUACGCUCUGCCCUAGCUUUUCACUUAGGGGUGAGAUUUAACAUUCGUUCUUGCUCCCUAGAUUGAAGUCUGGCCGGCACGUCACCAGCCAAACUCAUAUCCAUUCUUAGCCCAUUGUUGACGUUCAAGUCGUAGAGAUGGACACCAUGCUGAAACUCAUAUGGUGUGCCUUGCUAUUCUUUUCUGGUCAGACUGUUGUCUCAGCUGAGCGGACAAGAAUCCGCUCAAUCGACAUCAGUCAUAGGAGAGCUCAUAGUCUCGACAAGCGUGGACAAGUGACGGUGUGGAAUGCAGGCGGUCCAACCAUCCAAGAUGUGACCAGUUCAUCUGUCUCUGACCCGGCCAUCAAAGCCAUCCUGAUCGCCAUGGUAUCUUGUAAUCCUAAUUGGAUCGUCGACCUCCUGGGACAACAAGCCAACGGCAACGGCAGUUCUGCGCCUGCUGCCUAUACUGCAGAUGAAAUCUCAUAUUCAAUCUUUGACGACACCUUCUACAGGCGCCAAUUCAAAACGAGUCCAACGGGCCAAGGUGCACAAUGGCCUGCAGGGUACGCAAACGUUGUCCGUGACGCUCAAGCCCAACUAGCCAACACUUCCAAUUCCGUGUUUCCACACGAUGUCGGUAUGAAAAUCCGCAUGAUCACUGGGUAUCCUCCUCGAUGGUUUAUGCCAACCCUGAUAUCGGCAACGACAGACUCGUUGUGGCACAUGGUUCAGCGUUCUUCGGAAACGCCGAUGCUUGCUCAAAAGUCCGAUCGGAACCCAGGAAGCAUUUACGCCAUUACGAGACCAGUUCAGAGCAGCAUGACGUGAGUAUCGGGAAAAGGAGCUGACCCAAAUUGCGCAAUCAAUUCACGAUGCUGACCGCGGGUGCGGAUCCCC